This is a messenger RNA of Carica papaya (papaya), 1419 nucleotides long. Its product is annotated as NAD(P)-binding Rossmann-fold superfamily protein. Lineage: Eukaryota; Viridiplantae; Streptophyta; Magnoliopsida; Brassicales; Caricaceae. The record is from RefSeq and is a predicted model, not a curated record.
AAUUGGGUGUAUAUAUAUUUAUAUAUGGUACUCCAUUACUCCAUUAUAUGUGUUAUUGAAAAACACUGCAGCUAGCUGCAAUAGGGUCUCUUAUUAUGUGUGUGUGUGUGUGUGUGUAGAUUGGUAAGAAAUAAACUAGAGGGACUGAAUUUGCAGGGUUAAGAGAAGAAGAUUGAUAUAAUAAUAAGAAAUUAAGAUGAAGGAAACACUGAGGUACUUAGCAGGAAUUGCAGGGCCAAGUGGGUAUGGCUCCAAAUCAACAGCUGAACAAGUUACACACCAUUGUUUGCCUUCUCACCUCACUGCUAUUGUCACUGGAGCAACAUCAGGAAUCGGAGCAGAAACAGCAAGAGUAUUAGCGAAGAGAGGAGUGAGAGUUGUGAUUCCAGCAAGAAAUAUGAAGAAAGCAAUUGAAAUUAAAGAUAGAAUUAUGAAAGAGACUCCAAAAGCGGACAUUCAAUUGUUCGAGAUUGAUUUAAGCUCACUUGCUUCUGUUCAAAGAUUUUGUGCUCAAUUUCUUUCUCUAGGAUUUUCCCUUAACAUCCUCAUAAACAAUGCUGGGAUAUUCUCUCAGAAUUUGGAAUUCUCUGAAGAUAAAAUUGAGAUGACAUUUGCUACAAAUUAUCUGGGGCAUUUUUUGAUGACAGAAAUGCUGAUGGAGAAGAUGAUAGAAACAUCAGAACAAACGGGGAUCGAAGGAAGAAUCAUAAACGUUUCUUCAGUGCUUCACGGCUGGGUUAAAAAACACUGUUUCUCCUUUCACCAAAUGCUCAACCCACUCCCAAACAAUUAUAAUGGUACACGAGCAUAUGCUCAGUCAAAGCUAGCCAACAUAUUGCAUGCCAAGGAAGUCGCCAGACAGCUCAAGGCCAAGAAUGCAAGAGUAACUAUCAAUGCAGUUCAUCCAGGCAUUAUAAAGACUGGGAUUAUUAGAGCUCAUCAUGGAUUUAUUACAGAUUCCCUCUUUUUUAUUGCAUCCAAGCUACUAAAAACUACCUCUCAGGGAGCAUCAACGACAUGUUAUGUUGCAAUGAGCCCACAGGCAGAAGGAUUGAAUGGGAAAUAUUUUGUUGAUUGUAAUGAGAGCAACUGUUCAGCCCUAGCAGAUGAUGAGUCUCAAGCUCAAAUCCUUUGGACUCAUACCCAUGCACUUAUUCACAGACAUUUUCCUGCAUCAUCAAAUUUCUAAAUUAACAAUCUUUCUCAUUUCUUCUCUCUUGUAAAACCUUUUAGGAUAAUCCAUGGGCGAAUGUGUAUAUACUAUAUAUGCAUCCAUAUGUAAAGACUAGUAUGAAUUAUAGAUGACGAUCAUAAUAAACAUAAGGGCAAAUUUAAUUAGGACCAUUUAUUAAUUUCUUCCUACCUACCCUUUAUAUAUCUUUGGCAUUUGCUACACUUUCAAUCUCGUAUCUAAUAAAA